Molecule: messenger RNA, 1420 nt
Organism: Suillus discolor
Lineage: Eukaryota; Fungi; Basidiomycota; Agaricomycetes; Boletales; Suillaceae
Product: DNA breaking-rejoining enzyme
Exons: 2
Coding region: 53-1087 (344 amino acids)
Molecular function (GO): DNA binding
Source: RefSeq, a predicted model, not a curated record
CGUUUUCAAAGACUCGUCAUAUCUCGUGUUGACUUCGAAGUUAUACGAAAACAUGAUGCGUGGUGCAGACAUAGAAGCAGCCGCCGCCGCCGGGUCCUGGCACAGUAAUGGCUCUCCACCUCAGGUUCGUGAAGCAGCUGGAGCAACUCGUCCCUAUGAGCCAAUUCGCGUACCAAGCGACGAGUCUUGUGGUCCAUCUUCCUACCGUCCUUCUGUACUUGCCAGCGAACGCGUCCUUCUCUGGACCACUCCUCACGGUGUCACUUUUCAAAAUCAGCUAGAACAACUUUAUCCAGAGUCCUAUGUAGUCAAAUUAUUCUUUGUCAUGGCAGAGUCCCUUGACGAACGCACCCGCAAUGACUACGGUGCAGGCCUACUACAUUUUAAUCAAUUCUGUGAUCGUCUCUCCAUACCGGAACAAGACCGCAUGCCUGCCUCUGAGGUCCUUCUUUCCAUCUUCAUUGCAGAUGCUGCCGGUUCUAUCUCCAGUAGCACCGCGAACAAUUGGCUUGCUGGCCUUCGCUUCUGGCAUGUCAUUAACGGCGCUCAGUGGCACGGUGAGCGCUCAGAAUGUCUUCGUCACGUCCAGCGUGGUCUUCGCCUUCUCGCCCCGCCAAACUUGAAUCUCCAGCAUCUUCCGAUCACUCUCGAGUCGCUCAUUCAGUUACACCAAGGCCUUGACUACUCCAAUACCUUCGAUACAGCAGUCCUAGCCAUAGCUUGUCUCAUUUUCUGGUGUGGUUGUCGUCUGGAGGAACUGAUCAUUCCCACUUUUGAUUCCUUUGAUAUGACCAAGCACGUAACCCGCUCUAUCUUGCCCAUUGUUACUCAAGAGUCAAACAAUGUACGUCACUCGACCUUCCACAUACCAUGGACCAAAACCACCGGUAAUAAUGGCGCUGACAUCAAUGUUACCUCCCGAGACCAUCUUACAUGUCCUCAUGCAGCUCUCUUUCGUCACCUUGAGGCCAAUCCCAACAUUCCAUCUCACGCUCCUCUCUUCUCCUUCCAGACCCCCACCGGUGCCUGGACUUCCAUGACUGAACAGUGGUUCCUGAAGCGCUGCAACCAAUUCUGGGGCCCCUGAUAUGAAUCGGCGGAGCCAAAGUUUCUCGUAGACCCGGGGUGUGUUACCUCAGACGUAGUCACCAUUAAAGGCUGGCAAAAUAUCGCACUUUCUUAACCUAUCAACGCCGCAUCGCAGCCCUUAAUAAUCGAUCCUGCUUUCUCGCAUAUCACUGCUCUCGUUCGCAUACAUUCAGUCAUACAAUACAUGCAACGUCAUCGUAUUUUGCUUCCCACUGCCGUAUCACGCACUUCCCAUUCACGCAUUUCGCACGAGAAUCACCGUUUUCCGUUAUCGCUGUUGUUAUGUAUCAGUAGCAUACCACACGGUAGAAUGUCACAAUUUGACCAGGCC